AUACAUCAUAUUAUGAUGUGUGUGUGUGUGUGUGUGUGUGUGUGUGUGUGUGUGUGUGUGUGUGUGUGUGUAUGUGUGUGUGUGUGUGUGUGUGUGUGUGUGUGUGUGUGUGUGUGUGUGUGUGUGCGUGUGUAUGUGUGUGUGUACAAUACAUGUGCAGGUGCAAGUGUGCAGUAUCAACCUUUUCAAACAGGUUCAAUAUUCAGUCGACGCUACUAUUCAUAUUUAGUGUUCAGCGGAGGUGGUGUGACUAAGCAGAAUAUCACAUUAUACAACAAUGCACGGUCAAGGAAAUAUGGCUGGCAAGAUUUCUCAUUGACAUAUGCUGCAACAAGCAAACAGUUGACAGUGUGUGUAGGUGGCACAGAACUGGCAAAGACUACUUUGUCUUCAGCACCACUAACUGGGACACUCAAUGGAAUCGGUUCUACAACACUGCGAUCUUUUACCGGAUUUCAUGACAUUCGAUUUGUUUCUAAGGUUUUGACUUCCACAGAACUUGAAGCUUUCAUAGAUUGUGAUAUCCUCAACAGCACUACGUCCUGUACGAUCUGCUCGGGUCUAUCAAAAGAUGGCGUAUGUCUUCCCACGCUAUCUUACGUGUGCGGUGAUGGAUAUUUUCUGGAUCAAACCGCAUUCAAGUGUGAAAAGGUACACAGUUGUUCACUCCGAGGUUCUCAACCAGCAGACACUAGUGCAUCAGUGUGCCCAAUAUUUAACUGCAAAGUAUCUGUUGUGAUACCACUGACUUAUACCACGGGAUGUGCUAAGCAGCUGAGUGGCUGGGAAACAAUCCACAGUGGAUCAUGCUCACUGAAACUUCUCGUGUGGGAGAAGACUGCUUCAACAACUUACAAAAAUAUCUUCCAGUCAUCCGUCACAGCAUUUAGCUCGUCCAGUGGCGCAGUCUACUACCGGCAGAGAUUUACAAGUACGGGGGAUAAGUUGAUAAUCCAUGCCAACCAAUCCCUCUACUUUGGAUUUGCGCAAACCAACAGUGGCUGCGGAAUUCGUGGUAAAUACACCUCUACCGGCGAUGCCUUCUACACACGAUCCACAAUCACUGUGGGAACGGAAUGGGCAGUUAGUUCUGCAUCAUAUGUACUUCCUACAUUCCGUAUCAUCUUGGAUGAUAUACCUGGACCAACAACUACCCCAACCACCACACCAACAACUACACCAACUACCACACCAACCACUACCCCACCAACUACCACACCACCCACCACACCAACCACUACCCCGACUACAACACCAACCACCACACCAACUACCUCACCAACUACCACACCAACCACCACACCACCCACCACACCAACCACUACCCCGACCACCACACCAACCACUACCCCGACUACCCCACCAACUACCUCACCAACCACCACACCACCCACCACACCCACCACUACCCCAACUACAACACCAACCACCACACCAACUACCCCACCAACUACCACACCAACCACCACACCAACCACUACCCCGACUACAACACCAACCACCACACCAACCACCACACCACCCACCAUACCAACCACUACCCCGACUACAACACCAACCACCACACCAACUACCCCACCAACUACCACACCAACCACCACACCAACCACUACCCCGACUACAACACCAACCACCACACCAACUACCCCACCAACUACCACACCAACCACCACACCAACCACCACACCAACCACUACCCCGACUACAACACCAACCACCACACCAACUACCCCACCAACUACCACACCAACCACCACACCACCCACCACACCAACCACUACCCCGACUACAACACCAACCACCACACCAACUACCCCACCAACUACCACACCAACCACCACACCAUCCACCACACCAACCACUACCCCGACUACAACACCAACCACCACACCAACUACCCCACCAACUACCACACCAACCACCACACCACCCACCACACCAACCACUACCCCGACUACAACACCAGCCACCACACCAACUACCCCACCAACUACCCCACCAACCACCACACCACCCACCACACCAACCACUACCCUGACCACCACACCAACCACUACCCCGACUACCACACCAACCACCACACCAACUACCCCACCAACUACCACACCAACCACCACACCACCCACUACCCCAACCACCACACCGACCACCACACUAACCACCACACCAACUACCCCACCACCUACCACACCGACCACCAGACCAACCAUCACACCAACCACCACCCCGACUACCACACCAACCACCGCACCAACUACCACACCGACCACUACCCCGACCACCACACCAACCACUACCCCGACCACCCCACCAACCACCGCACCAACCACCACACCAACCACCACGCCAACCACCACGCCAACCACCACACCAACCACCACGUCAACCACCACACCAACCACCACACCAACCACCGUACCAACCACCACACCAAUCACCACCCCAACCAUCAUACCAAUGAUUGCCACCACAACUGUGCCACAAGCCACAUCAUCAGUGCCCACAUCUCAGGAUCUAUCAGUAGCAACAUCCAAUACUAAUAUCACCAGCACAACAGCUUUUAUCGUUGUUGAUGUUGAUGGUGGUGGAAAUGAUAGCCAGUUAUCUGGAUCUGCUAAUCUUGCAAUACCGGUUGGGGCUGCAGUCGGCGGAGCAGCUUUCUUACUGAUAGUAUUGGUCAUUGUCCUGUUAUACCGACGUCAUCAUCGACAUACACACAGUGAAAUGAAGGUGAAUGAAUCAUCAACUGGUAUGAUGGCAUUUUCAAGUGGGACCUAUGGAUACCCGUCAAAUGAAGUUAUUCCAAUUGCAGGAAAUCUCAGCAUACAGGAUUCUGCACCAUACAUCAAUAGGGAGGUGACCGUCAGCAAACCUACUGGUACAAGGAGAAACGGUGGCAGGGCCACAUCACGCAUGGCACUCAUAGACAUGGAGGAGACAGAAUUUCAGUACUCUUCUGCUGGAGAAGGCGCUAAUUAUUCCACACAUUCAAACCAUCAGCCUAGCAGCAGCAGCAGCACAAGAUCAAGAACAUCAGCAACACCACCUAGCAGUGUUCAUGGCCAAUCCAGUGCUCAGGACUAUGGUGUGGAUACGGGUGAAGGCAACGGUGGCUAUGCUCGACUCUCUGCCGGCAGGGAAGCAAAGCCAGCCGUAUCUAGGACACCUCAAACACUCAGCACUCGACAAGGCGUAUCUUCAACUGGCGCUUCUGAUAUCUAUGAUACGUUAAUGGUGAACAUUGACAAUACGGCACCUGUGAUUGACCCACCAGAUGACGUGGACAAUCUGUAUUCACAUCUUCAAGUUGCACAACAAUACCGGCAGCUACUUCGGCAGGAUAUUAUUCUGGGCAAAGAGCUUGGAUCUGGCGAGUUUGGUGUUGUUCUACGUGGAGAUUUGAAAGUGGGAACUGCACAGAUACCAGUAGCUAUAAAAGUCUUGAAAGAUACCAGAUUGGAGGCGCGUAAAUCCUUACUGCAAGAAGCCGCACUGAUGGGCCAGUUUUGCCAUGGCAACGUGGUCAAGCUAUGUGGUGUUGUAACGGAUAGUGAGCCGGUACUGGUUGUACUGGAAUACAUGGCUAGAGGUGACCUGCGCAAUUAUCUUCUCUCCAUACAACCAGACCCUGGACAGUUGGUUGAUGAUGACAUGCUCACUAAGCUAUACGCACACUGUAGACAAAUUGCAGAAGGAAUGGCGUAUCUGGAGAGCCGUCAGUUUGUACACAGAGACCUUGCUGCUCGUAAUGUCAUGAUGGACUCACACAAGAUAUGCAAAAUUGGAGACUUUGGUAUGUCACGUCGACUAGCUGAUGAUACUUACUACCAUUCUCAUGGUGGCAAGAUACCUUUCAAGUGGACUGCUCCUGAAGCACUUCUUUACCGCAAGUUUUCCUCAGCCAGUGAUGUGUGGAGUUAUGGUGUGGUGCUCUUUGAGGUCUUCGCCUUUGGAAAAAAGCCAUUCUUUGGCAAGACACCAGACAAGGUCAUCAAGUUUAUAGCCGAGGAGAAAGGUCGCCUGCCACCUCCACCAGGCUGUCCCCGUGCCAUGUACAAGCUAAUGAUUGAUUGCUGGCAUCCUAACAGUCGUAGUCGGCCAUUCUUCACCAACAUUGUGAAGCGUUUUCACCAAAAGAAACAAGAAUUCACUAUGCCAGCAACGUUUGCAGAUGCAGAAAUUGCCCGUCAUGACCGCUCCCGUAUGAGUGCAUCAACAAUGCCUGCAGCAGGCCCAGGAAGCAGCAGCAGGAAUGGAAGCAGCAAUACUACUCUUGGGGCGGUGCAGGGUCGGCAGGCAACAGUUCUUGGUGUUGGCUUGAUACAUGGUGAGCCACUCUACACAGAUUUACAGAACUGCUAUCGAGCUCUCAGUAAUCAGUAGUACCUAGAAACUCUGUGUUUCUACAGUCUGCUGAGUUUACUGGUGAAUCCUCAGGCAAAUCCUGUGAAAUUCCAUGAGAAAUUUCAGGUGAAUUUGGUGAAUUCCCCAGUGAACUGUCAGAUGAAUUCGCUCUCAACGGCAGUAUAGUUACACAAACUUCAUGCAGUAUAUUAUUUACAAUGAUAUGGAAAGUUAGCUGUCUUGACGUUUCAUGCGUUUUUUAAAUGUUGAUAAAUUAUGUUGUUUGCAAGAAGCGAUUUUGUGAAAGCAGUGUUAUCAUUUCUAGUUAAUCAACACUACAAUGUCAUGAUGUUCCAGAGUUUUACAUUUAGCGAAAAUCUUUUGUUUUCUUCUUAGUUUGAAUCAGUGUGUUGAGGAAGACCCUAAACGUUAGCCAUAGCCUAGGGACUGUUCGUAGCGCUAUUGUUCUUUGCUCAGCUUUAACGCGUAACAUGUGUUGGUGUGAAGAUGACAUUCUAUUAUUUCUACUUGAGGUCAUAAUCCUUCCAGUGAUUCAUGUUACAUCUAUCAUUGCUUGUUCAUCUAAAAAAGAAACGCCACAAAGGUCAAAAAGUUGUCUGAUGAUUGCCUUAGCAUUUAGCUACGUGCAUGAAACGCAGCGUUACAACGUAUGUUUAUAUAAUUGGUGAAACCA
Messenger RNA from Sycon ciliatum, 5038 nucleotides. Its product is annotated as mucin-2-like. NCBI's taxonomy places the organism in Eukaryota, Metazoa, Porifera, Calcarea, Leucosolenida, Sycettidae. The record is from RefSeq and is a predicted model, not a curated record. Gene Ontology annotation, biological process: protein phosphorylation; positive regulation of kinase activity; multicellular organism development. The transcript has 17 exons. Gene Ontology annotation, cellular component: plasma membrane; signaling receptor complex. Bases 13 to 4383 code for a protein of 1456 amino acids. Gene Ontology annotation, molecular function: transmembrane receptor protein tyrosine kinase activity; ATP binding.